Molecule: messenger RNA, 2716 nt
Organism: Salvia hispanica
Lineage: Eukaryota; Viridiplantae; Streptophyta; Magnoliopsida; Lamiales; Lamiaceae
Gene: NTMC2T5.2
Product: Calcium-dependent lipid-binding (CaLB domain) family protein
Molecular function (GO): lipid binding
Source: RefSeq, a predicted model, not a curated record
GAAAUGGUGAAUCACAUUUCACCGCCGGCCUCUCCAAUCUAGGAGGAAUUGAAACUCGGUCAUUGACUUGGAUCAUAAUUCAUAAUAUUUCCACCCCAAAAUCACAACACAACUCAACUCAAAUUGGUGAACCUCAAUUUAUUGCAACCUUACCCUACUAUCUUUGUCUUCUUCUUCAUCAACACCACCACCAUUUGCGAACUCACGACUCACUUUUCUCUCUUUCUCAUACCUCCAUUAAAACAACCACUACUGCUCAAGCUCAAUAACAUACCCCACUCGCUCACUCUCUCCAAUUCAUUCAUGUUUUCCGGCGAUUCCUCAGCCUGCUUUCCAUAUUGGCCGCCUGCAAAUUAAUGGUUUUACAUUCGGCCACAAACACCUCACCUAUUCGCUGUGAUUUCUCACAGAGAAAACCCCAAUUGCCUCUUCUAGGUUUAUGCCCUUGCGCUUCAGAUUCUCACCUUUUCCGGAGGACAAGCGUAGUCGUUAAAAAUGUAGGAUGGGCUCUGUUUCAAGCCCAAUCCUGCAUCAAUGGCGGAAACCCCCCGCACCAAUUCGGCGGCGCCGCAGCAGCCGCGGGUAGGGGCGCCAAAAACAUAGUGCUGAAGCGGUUUUCAGAUGAGGAGGAGGAGUUAAACCGCCCCUCUACAUCUGAUUCGAGUAUUAACGCUGGUAACUAUUACAGCACAAGUUUUGGGGAGGACCCUAUUGUAAAUAAGCUGAGGAGUCAGCUCGGGGUCAUCCAUCCAAUUCCAUCUCCGCCCAUCAAUCGCAGUGUUUUCGGCCUUUUCGCUUUGUUCUUUUUCGUGGGUGUUGUAUUCGACAAGGUCUGGACUUGGAGGAAGACGGAUGAGAGAAGUGGCGGCAGUAAGCCCGGGAGCCGGCAGAAGGUGCCAACGGGGCUGUCGUUGUUCCUCGAGAAGGACUUGCAGAGGAAGGAGUCGGUGGAAUGGGUGAAUAUGGUGUUGGGGAAGCUGUGGAAGGUUUAUAGGGGUGGGCUUGAGAAUUGGCUGAUUGGAUUGCUGCAGCCUGUCAUUGACAAUCUGAAGAAGCCUGAUUAUGUGCAGAGGGUGGAGAUCAAGCAGUUCUCUUUGGGGGAUGAGCCCUUGUCUGUUAGGAGCGUCGAGCGCAGAACUUCACGCCGUGCUAAUGACUUGCAAUACCAGAUAGGCCUCCGGUACACUGGUGGUGCACGUAUGCUUCUACUUUUGUCACUUAACUUUGGCAUCCUUCCCAUUGUUGUGCCUGUUGGUGUGCGAGACUUUGACAUUGAUGGGGAACUAUGGGUUAAACUGCGACUUAUACCAACAGAGCCAUGGGUUGGAGCUGUAUCAUGGGCUUUUGUCUCUCUUCCGAAGAUAAAGUUUGAGUUAUCACCAUUUCGCUUGUUUAAUUUAAUGGCAAUACCAGUACUUUCAAUGUUUUUGACAAAACUUCUCACUGAGGACUUACCAAAGCUAUUUGUUCGUCCCAAUAAGAUUGUUCUAGAUUUUCAGAAGGGAAAGGCUGUUGGACCUGUUCCGAAGGACUCCAAAUCUGGAGAAACUCAAGAGGGUAACAGUAACUUCGCAGGAGAAUUGUCCGUGACGCUUCUGGAUGCUCGAAAACUUAAUUAUGUAUUCUAUGGCAAAACAGAUCCAUAUGUUAUUUUAAGAUUGGGAGAUCAAGUUGUACGCAGUAAAAGAAACAGCCAAACUACAGUCAUUGGGCCUCCUGGUGAGCCAAUCUGGAAUCAAGAUUUUGAUAUGUUAGUUUCCGACCCUAAGAAGAAUAAAUUAUCAAUUGAAGUAAAGGAUUCUCUUGGAUUCACAGACCUGACUGUAGGUACAGCAGAGAUUGAUCUUGGAUCUCUGAAAGAUACAGUUCCUGCAGACAGGAUAGUUGUACUUCGAGGAGGUUGGACUCCAUUUGGAAAUGGAUCAGUUGGAGAAAUUCUGCUGCGUUUGACAUACAAAGCAUAUGUUGAGGAUGAAGAAGAUGAAAGGUCUGACAAAGUACUUGCAAACACAGAGGCAUCCAAGGAUGACUUGUCUGAUUCUGAUGAAUCGGACAUUGCAAUUCCUGAGAAACGUGCAGAGGAAUACGUAAUUGCACCAGAUAACGACUCUUUCAUGAAUGUUCUAGCAGCUCUAUUAGUAAGUGAGGAGUUCCGAGGUAUAGUAGCAUCAGAUACCACAAAUAACAAGCCUCCAGAUGAUGGAGCCACCAACGGUGUCUCCGAACCAAACAACGGCACUUCUGUCUCUGGACAGCAAGCUCCGGCUAAUGACUCUGGUGGUUCUCAAGGAUCAACUUUAUUCUGGCUUGCCAUUGUUACAAGUAUCACAGUCCUUAUAGCGUUGAACAUGGGCACCUCGGGUUUGUUCAAUCCUUGAUGCGAGUGGCACAUCGGUUUUGUAAAUUUUCUGUGAGGGGUUGUGGAGAUUGAAUAAGGCGGAGAAGGGCGACGAAAGGUGGCAGAGAAGGAGAAGGAGAAGAGUAGAAGUCCUUUUGGUGAAUCUAUUGUUGUUGGGUAGAGCAAUGUUUUUCCGGCGUUAUAUUCUUUUGUCCAUCCAAAUAUAAGGAGUAUAGCUUAGGCAAUGGACAUGGACACUUUAUAUCCACUGAUUAAUUGUCUGUAGAUAGCAACCACAUAACAAAUAAUGCAUGCAAAAUAGCUCAAACCACUGUUCCAAAGAGCUGCAAUUUUUUUUAUAUACUUUAUCCUCUCUAA